Molecule: messenger RNA, 1750 nt
Organism: Drosophila subobscura
Lineage: Eukaryota; Metazoa; Arthropoda; Insecta; Diptera; Drosophilidae
Product: E3 ubiquitin-protein ligase KCMF1-like
Exons: 1
Coding region: 97-1608 (503 amino acids)
Biological process (GO): synaptic signaling
Cellular component (GO): plasma membrane
Molecular function (GO): zinc ion binding
Source: RefSeq, a predicted model, not a curated record
CUGUCUAGUAUUUCGACAUAUAUUUUAUGCUGCCAGAAAAGUGGUGAUAAAAAAUAAACUGAGUAUCUGGUGAUUGCUGAACGUACGACAAACAAAAUGCCACAAGGCGACGGGGCCGCCAUGGGCCAUCGACAUGUCCUGUGCGAUGGAUGCCAGCGACACGAGUUCCCCGGCCGCAGAUAUUGCUGCCUGCGUUGCCCCAACUACGAUCUGUGCGGCGAGUGCUUCGAUCAAUGUGUCCAAACGGAUCACCAUCUGAUGGAUCAUCCCAUGCAGCUGAUCAUGCUAGAGCCGCAGCAUAUGCCAGAGCUGCUGAGUGUCAGCGGGGCAAUGGAACAGUUGAACUUGUCCAACUGCUACACCUGCCCGUACUGCAAGGUGAUGGGUAACACGGCCAAGGGCCUCAUCCGUCAUGUGUACGGGUUGCAUAGCGAGGACGACAGGCAUGUGGUGUGCCCCAUGUGCGCCUGCCUGCCGGGCGCCGAUCUGAUGACAAUGCAGAACCUCUCGCGUCACCUACUGACCAAUCACAUUGACUAUGCGAAUAUCCUGGAGCCACAUACGCCACCGCUGACCAGUCUGCCUCAAGACGCGGUCACAAGCUCGCGACAACUGCGACGCCGAUCUCGCGGUCAUCUACGCCAUCUUUACCAGGAACAGAAUGCUGCUUACUUCCAAAUGGUUAACGCCGGACAAUUCGCUGCAGAUGAAACACUGCCCGAUUUGUCCAAUGUGCUGAUAAGCCAUGAUCUAAUGAAUAAUCUACGCAAUCUCUACACCGACGAAGCGAUUGUCAUCAUGAUGGGGCAAAGAGCAGCUGAUUCAGCUUUGAGACCAACUGAUAGACUCAGUUCGACUCCCAACACUCAUAUUCCGGUGAAUCCGCAUGCUGAGAAACGAAAGAAGGAACGCCGCCCCAAGAUAGAUCGUUUUCUACUCUCAAAAUGGGUGGCUGCUGAGCAAAAUCAGUGGGAAAUGUCGACGGAAGCUAGCAAGACGCGUGAGCAACAGGCUUUGUUCACCGAACAUAUACUCCUCUCGAUGCUGUGCGAGGAGCAGUUGGAGCUGUCGGGGAAAGACACAAUUGAAGAUACACUGGACAUGAAGCUGUCCAAAACAGACUCAAUCGCAACUAUCGAACCCAAUCUAUGCAAGAUAGAGCAGUACUUGAAAAGUGAAAUGGAUCAACAGACCCUGGAAAUUAAUAAGGACAGACAACACUUGGAAACUGGAACGGAGAAUCGCGAACAGCCUCGAGAAAAGGGAACGGAAGUACAGCGCCUAGAAAUUGGAACAGAUCUACAGCUCCUGGAAACUGGAACAAAUCUACAGACCCUAGAAACUGGAACAAAAAUUAAGCCGCAACAAACUGGAACAGACCCAGUGCCACUGAAAACUGAAAAGCAUACUCAGACCCUGAAAACAGGAACCGGUUCCACACCCAAGAUAUCCAAGAUCAUGUCAUUGAUGGCCGUACCUUGGACUCUGGUCUGGACAAGCGCUCAGACUCCUGAUGUUAAUGGAUGUAAGAAGUUCAUUCAAUUGAUGGGCGCCACUACGGAGGAAACCCAAGUGGAUGAAAUGAAGAAUAUGGAGACUGUCGAUUGAGUGCAACCUACAGAACUACAACCUCUGAGCUACCCGAUUUGCACAAAACACCUGAAAUUUAUUCUAAAAUUUAAGUAACAAUUCUUUUUGGUCUUUCUAAUAUUUUGGAUGAUUUUGUAAUUGUAAGAAACAUUAUUCCGAC